AUGUCGGUGUGGAAUGAAAGGUUUCAAACACUUGCUUCUGACGAUCUGACUGAUCGGACAUUACCGAAUACCGCCGAAGUUUUCAGGCCGGAGAACGUUCGUCUGAAGGAUUCGAACGAUGGAGUUUUCCGAGAAGAGAACGCCCGUCUGAAAAAAGAAAACGAAGAGCUACGGCAAUGCUUGGUGACCAUGAGUGAGAAUGCCACCCGGAGGACGGCUCACGUACUGGCUAGUCUAUUGGUCUGGAGUGAUGAGCAGCUGACUGGUCAGGCCAAUAAGUUCCUCUCAUCAGAUAUACUGAAUAACAACGAUACAAAAUUGAAAUCGUCAUCACGUGUCAGUCCGUUCAGGCCAAUAUCGCCGGGACCAAUUCAGCAGAUCCGCCCUAUAAACCAGCAAGUUCCAACAGGGUCGAAAGGGAAUACACAUAACAGUCAGAUUAACCGAAACGUGUCUGUUCCAAAUCCACAUGGUCAACAUUCUUCUAAUCUGGUUCACCUUGACAGCCACUACACGCAUAGUCCAAGUAAGGAAGUAAAGCCGUCAACACCGACACCACAGCAUGGCGAUAGAAAAAGCGCUCAGUAUUUAAAAGCCUCUGGGACGUCUCAGAAAGACACCCCUCGCCGCUAUUCCCCUAGUAACUACACUGAUGAUGUGCCUACCGUAAAUGUUGUUCCCAGCUCACCGUCACCCGCUAAUAAUCGUCAAAUAUCUCGAAGUCCUGUUCCACCGAACAAAUCUCCUAUACCACGAAAUGGACCCUUCAGCCAGCCCUCUAUCUCGACAGGAGAGGCGAGGAAUAAAGUACUCACCCCUACCACUAACAGAGGAAGUGUGCAGUCAUAUAGAGAAAAGGGAAAUUCUAAGGAAAGUCCCAGUUUCCGUAAUACCAAAGAGGUUGGAGCAGAUGGUAUAUCAAAUCAAAGAUACCCGGAUUCGGCGUCGAGCAUUGACGAUGGCCUGGAAUAUCUAUUAUCGCGACAAAUAGCCCCUGGGGAGUAUACAUCUAAGAUUGCACCAGGUCAAGGUCAAUAUCAAUCACGCUUUGAGAUGCCUGGGUCUUCCUUCAGUGUAGGCGUUGGAGACAGGCGUGUCGCGGUCAGUGGAGUCCUUGAUCAAACCAGAAGUGAGGGAUAUGGAAGUGUUCCGUCGAGUCUUGGCCAAUUUGGCGGAGAUCAGUCUGAACGUGGUUAUUCAGAUGGUAUCCAAUAUGAUUUAGGCGUUGGUCAAAGUGCUGGAAGUUCCGUUGGAGCACAAAGCAUUCCUGUCAGCGUUGCCAGUAAAGCUGUAGGCGACCCGAUAGCCACGUCCACGCCAGUCAGACCAGCAAUGCCGGGUAGCACUGAAAACGCUGGCCCAUACACAGAUAGUUUAGAGCAGAGCCGAAGUUCGCAACAGCAGUCUGACAUGGCUUCUCGGGUCGCAGCUCACAGCAAUGUGCUACACCGUCCAAUUGACAAUGUGAUGGGGUUUAAGCCCACUCUGACGGAGUCUCGUUGUCAGAAACUGGCGAAAAUUAAGUCCAGUAAGAGAUUGAUUGGGGAGAUAGCUUUCCAGUUGGACAGACGAAUCCUGGAGUAUGUAUUCUCGAAGAAAUUUGUGCCCGAUAAAGAGAACCGUAAGCGAUAUUACGGAUAUAGCAUUUCCAAUGUGGGAGAGAUGAUACGGAAGGAAGCCAUGGAUGAACAGGGAAAGGUCAAUGUCAGAAAGGAACUGGAGAUGCGUUAUCGCUUUGACUACAUCAUGAAAACGCUUUCAUCCUUCGGUUACAUCCUUGAUAGACAUAGUCAGUUUGCUCAGGACAUGGUCAAUAAGCAUGGUUUGCUGAACGCUCCUCCAGACAAACAGACUGUGAAGGUGUUCGGCCUCGAAGAUCCAGUUAUCCUCCGUGUCCUGUUAAGUAAACUGUUACGAAGCGAUGUUGAGCUGCAGGACGAAUUGGUGUUACUAGACUGCCUCUGUUUACUUGCGCAUGACGACCGGAAGCCAAUAUUUCUAUGGUAA
Ylistrum balloti is the source of this 2007-nucleotide messenger RNA. RefSeq lists its product as uncharacterized. Lineage: Eukaryota; Metazoa; Mollusca; Bivalvia; Pectinida; Pectinidae. The transcript is spliced from 5 exons. The coding region runs from base 1 to 2007 and encodes 668 amino acids. The record is from RefSeq and is a predicted model, not a curated record.